This is a messenger RNA of Rhodotorula graminis WP1, 1674 nucleotides long. RefSeq lists its product as uncharacterized. Bases 1 to 1674 code for a protein of 557 amino acids. The transcript has 6 exons. NCBI's taxonomy places the organism in Eukaryota, Fungi, Basidiomycota, Microbotryomycetes, Sporidiobolales, Sporidiobolaceae. The record is from RefSeq and is a predicted model, not a curated record.
AUGAGCGGCAUCUUUGGCGGCAGCGGCGGCACGUCGCUCAUCCCGCCGGGCACAGAGUGGAUCGCCGGCGCCUACGGCCAGCUCCUCGAGAUGGUGGGCCGGGGCGAGUCGCCUUACAGCUUCCUCCAGCAGGUCAUCUUCCUGCUGUACCACCCAAAGGUGCCACGCGGGUUCAGCGUCCAGCUGUGGUUCCUGUUCGGCCUCUUCUGCUUCGCGACCAUCGUCAUCCUUCUCGGCCUGAGCCUGCGCCUUGCGCAAGGUCGUUUCUGGGUCUUCGCUCGGAUCGACGGGACUCUCGUCAUGCCCAACACGGCGACGCUGUACGGCCUGUGCGCUCUCGUCUACCAAGGCAUCGGUCUUUUCCUCAUCGUCCUGUCGGUCGACGUCGCUCAAGGAGCCGAUCAGAAGGCCUACUACCAGGGCCUCAGGCGCAGCUGGUUCGGCGCCAUCUGGUUCGGCGUGUACUUCGAGCUGUGGUCCUGUCUGUGCUCCUGGUAUGUGCGCGCUCGAGGCGCCUACUACAAGCCGUCAAUCUCGAAGCGUGUCCUCGCCAUCGUCGUUCCUCUCGUCCUCCCCGUCGUCGCCUGGGUCCCGCCAGCCAUCCUCUUCACGCGCUCGUCGCAAGACUACAACGCCUCGUUCGAGAUCUCGGAGGACAUCACGGCGACGCUCGGCGCGUGGGGCCAGCAGUACCGAUCGGGCGACAAGCUCGACAUCAGCCAGCUCGCGCAGCUGUUCGUCCCAGGCGCAGAGCUCGGCAACUUUCUCACGGUCGCUGCCCGAGACGCCCGCAUCGGCUACGCGUACGUCGCCGCCGUGCUUCUGUUCACGUUCCUCAUCUACCUCCUCGCCAUCUCGCUCGAGGUCUCGCACCUGUCGGCCACCGUCUCUCAGCUACGUGCGCGUGCCCGUCAAGCCGCCUUCGCUCGUUCGCCCGGCCGGCGCGCCGCCGACAAGCCGCCGUCCGAGAUGCCGCACGGGCCCCUCCCAGAACACGUCCUCGCCCAGCUGGAGGCCGACCAGCUCGACCAAGACGGCCAGAUGCCGUGGGCGCUGCUCGCGUGGGUGCGCCGUAACCGGCUGUACACGGCGGCAUGCAUCGCGACCAUGCUGCUCGUCAACGCGGCGCUCGACUUGUGGCAGGCCGUGACGCCGCUCGACCUGUCGUACCCGAGCGGCCAGUUCCAGGUCGAGAUUCUCGUGUCGUGCUGGUUGAACGGCCUGCUCUCGACUUUGGUCGCCCUUCUCCUCCUGUUCCGCUCCCUCGACGCGACCACCUCGCCCUUCCUCUCUCUCCUACGCUCCCACCUCCCUUUCCUGCCCUUCCCGCCGUCAGUCUCACUGUCGCCCUCGUCCCGCUCGAUCAUCACCUCGGAGCCGCCCCGGUUCGCCUCGGCCUACGCCGCCGCCGGCGUCAUGCCCCUCGUCGAGCGCUCGGCCAUCCACACGCUCCCGAAUACGACCCAGCACGACUUUGACCGCGACCUCGGCGGCCGCGGCGAGCACGAGUACGACGGCGCGCUCGACGGCUCGGUCGACGCCGUCCCGGUCGCGCUCAGCGAGGCGAGCUCGUGGGCCGACGACGACCGCAAGGUGGCACCGCUCGACGUCGAGCAUGGGUGGACGCGCGGGCGUGGGUCGGGAUCGACGGCGCGGGAGCGAGGCGAGACGUGA